This is a messenger RNA of Cyclopterus lumpus (lumpfish), 1902 nucleotides long. RefSeq names its product F-box protein 4 (gene fbxo4). Gene Ontology annotation, biological process: protein polyubiquitination; SCF-dependent proteasomal ubiquitin-dependent protein catabolic process. The record is from RefSeq and is a predicted model, not a curated record. The coding region runs from base 89 to 1312 and encodes 407 amino acids. Gene Ontology annotation, molecular function: protein binding. Lineage: Eukaryota; Metazoa; Chordata; Actinopteri; Perciformes; Cyclopteridae. The transcript is spliced from 7 exons. Gene Ontology annotation, cellular component: SCF ubiquitin ligase complex.
AAGACGGAGGUGUGUUGUCACCGCUCGCUGCAUCGAUAUUACAGCGAGUCACUAGCUGCUCGAACAGUAUCGUCCCGCUUCCGAAGUCAUGGCAGGAAAGACCCAGCAGCUCCACGAGUCGGUGGUUAUCCGCAGCCUGCGGCGCUUCAGAGAUCGAUAUUUUCCAAACGGUGGUCAAGUUGUCAAAGACGAUUUGACGUCCGCUGCGGACACGGUGGGAGAGCCACAACCGGGAUUCAUGGAUAGUUUACCGGUGGACGUACAGUUCCUGAUCAUGACCUUUCUGUCUCCGGAGAGUAUUUGCAGCCUGGGAGCCACCAGUCGGUACUGGAGGGCUAUGGUCAGAGAUCCGUUACUGUGGAGGUACUUCCUGCUCAGGGACAUGCCAAAUUGGUCCUCCAUUGAUCACGUGAGCAUGCCCCAACUGGAGUUGUUGGACACGCCACUGAUCGAUGAAGGUGAGAGCCUGGACGAUAGAGAAGAGUGGGACGUUAAAGGGACGGAAUCCAAAGUUGACUACAUGUCAGAAUACCUGAAAGGCUGCCCGUCCUGUAGACAACAAUGGCUUCCCUCGCGGCCGGCGUAUGAGGUCGUGACCUCUUUUCUUCAGUCUCUCGUGCCAGCGUCCGAGCCGCGCUAUGCCAUGUUCGGCCCCGGCAUGGAGCAGCUUGACGUCUCUUUAGUCACAAGGCUCAUGUAUGCUCCAGAUGUGCUGCCUGUGUCAGGCACUCCUCAAAGACAGAUAAAUGGUAUUGGCUCGGGGAUCAGUUACAUCUUCAACAACCAACACAAAUUCAAUAUUCUGACUCUGUACUCGACCAAUAGGGCAGAGAGGGAGAAAGCCAGAGUGCAGCGGCAGAGCAUCAGCAAUAAACUUUUUACCUGUGAAGGAACCGAUGACUCAGGCUGCCCCAUCUACAGCCCUGCUCCUCCGGUCCAGCCAGUGUGCCAGGCGGUGGACGGUUUCAUCUACGUAGCCAACGCAGAGCCCGGGAGAGGUGAUGGGGAGUCCGAGGCGGCUCAGAUUCGGGCCAUGCUGAGCUCUGCCGAGGGUUCAGCAACCAGGCCCCUGCUGGUGCUCUCUUGUGUCUCCAGAGAAGAAUCGGAAGAAAUCCAGAUAACCCACCUGCAAACCAUUACCAGCGGGGCCAGGUGUCGAACUCCCUGUGUUGACAUCGCAAAGAGACUCGGACUACCCCAGCUGGCUAACCCCUGGAUGGUGCAGGAUACGGUAGCAGAAUCCCUAUCGGGUCUUCUGGACGGCGUCUCCUGGCUGCUGCGAUGUUCUCGAGUCAAACUCUCUGGGAGCUAGUUAACUCACUUCUGCUGGCUUCCAGAAGGAUGGAAACCACUAAUUUCAUUGCCCCAUCAUACUGACACCAAGACACACUUUGGCAUUUCCUGAGUAAUGUAUGCCACGUGUGUGCAUACAGAGUGUCUCAGCAUCGGAGCAUUGCCUGUCGGGGUCAAUGAACUGGAUCAGCGCUGAUGGGUUUCUAACUGUUAUUCAUCUAGGAGAACUGAGAGAGACUCUGUUCUUAUUCACAGAGAGCGCUUUAUGGAGGAGUGAUGGCAGGCCGGAAGGUUCUACAUUUAUUAGGGAGCUUCACAAUCACCCCUCAAACUGGGUUUGUUCACUUUUUUUAUGUCAUUAUCCAAAGCGACUUACAAUAAGUGCAUUCAACCAUGAGUACAAACUCGGAACAACACUUGGCAGUACCAACAUGCAACAGGAGACAACGGUACACACGUGGGUCGGUUCAGCUGUUUUUUAAGUUGCAGGAAAACGUAGUUGUUGCAGAAGGAGGAGCACUGCAUUGUUCAAUGAGACGAGCAGGCAAACCGAUAAUCAGACUCCGGUGCCGAACACAAAAAACCCAAAAUGAAACAUUUUAAAACUCA